CCAGCUCCUCUAUAUACAGAACCAGCUCCUCUAUAUACAGAACCAGCUCCUCUAUAUACAGAACCAGCUCCUCUAUAUACAGAACCAGCUCCUCUAUAUACAGAACCAGCUCCUCUAUAUACAGUUCCUGCCCCCCUAUAUACAGAAGCUAUGGAUUCUCAGGCCAUGAUAGAUUAUAUCAGGAGUUUCAGGCUGGAUUCCUGUCGCCAUGGUAAUCAGGGAUACUCCCGGGUUCUCCUCCAGCUCUUCGGUUACACCGGUCAUGGGAAAUCGUCCUUCAUCAACUCCUGUAAGUACGUGAUGGAUGACGGUCCAUACAAGGUCUAUGCUAAGGUGGCCAGGUCAGAUGAUAAACCUGAGACCAUGAUAAGAAAUACGUAUGAGCUGACCGAUACCGUCACCAUGGUGGACAACCGAGGAUGUGUGAAGAUGAAUAAGGACGAGACCGGGGAGAUCUACGCUCAGCUGGGUAACUUUCUCCCUCUGGACUGUGAGGUGAAAUGGCACUCCGGGUUUAAGGACAUGAACCAGAUCCUGCUGUCUGCGGACUUAAUGGACCAAUCUGCAGACUUCAUAGUUCCUGUGCUGGUCUACAGUGCACAGAAACAGAUCGCUCCCGCAGAAGAAGGCGAGCUGAGAGAACUUGUCAAAAAGGUCAAAAACAUCACAGGUCUCUUCCCCACCGUGGUCAUCACCCAUAAGCUGAGUGAACAUCUACGAGACACUGAGGAGAAGUUCAGGAUGACGGGAGCGGAGAACAUGUUCCCUGUGGAGAAUUAUACAGAACAAGAUCAUCUGAAAACCCGGGGGAAACACGAGGGGCUCCUGAAGUGUCUGUACGAGAUCAUCAGAGAUGUGGAGUUCAGGAUGAGAGAGAGAAGAGAUCCCCUCAAAGAGAAGAUCGAGAGGAAGAGAAUCCUAUAUGAAUUUGCCCAUAACAGAGAAAUGGAGAAAGUGCAGGAAAUAGCGAACAGCGAGCGCGCCAGGAGGGAAGAGUUGGAGAGAAAGAUUGGGGAGGCAAGAAAACACCCAUAUUUUCAUUAUUUAUGUACUUAUUUUAAUUAAAGAUUUGUAAA
Molecule: messenger RNA, 1076 nt
Organism: Hyla sarda
Lineage: Eukaryota; Metazoa; Chordata; Amphibia; Anura; Hylidae
Exons: 4
Coding region: 151-1065 (304 amino acids)
Source: RefSeq, a predicted model, not a curated record